AUGGAGGGAGGGGUAGAGAGCGAUUACACAGAUGACACCAGCCUCUACUACAGCCAGCAGUCCAUGUUCCCUCCACACCGCGCUGACAAAGAUAUGUUGGCAUCUUCUUCUGCCUCCUCAACGGGUCAAUUAUCACAACUAGGAGCCAGCUUAUAUGGCCCACAAAGUGCUUUGGGUUUUCCUAUGCGUGGUAUGAACAGUGGUGCUGCGCCUCAGCUAAGUCGAACUGGGUUGAACCAGUCUGCCAGCCAGCUUUCCAGUCAUGCCAGUACGCCAAACACGGGCACAAUGCACACGCCACCUUCACCCAGCAGGAGUAUUCUACCUAUGAGCAGAGGAAAUGUCAUGAACCAUAGUCAGCAAGUGGGUGGCCCAACGGGGCAGUCUGGGGGAAUCGGUACAGGCGGAGAGCGCGGUGGAGGCAGCGGGGGCAGGAGCGGCAGCAUGGGCAGUCCGAGCCGGUCCUCACCAAGCAUCAUCGGGAUGCCCAAGCAGCAACAAACACGGCAACCUUUUACAAUUAACAGUAUGUCAGGUUUUGGGGUAAACAGGAAUCCAGGCUUUAACAUGAACAACUCCAUGUCUAACAACAUCUUCAAUGGCACAGAUGGCAGUGAAAAUGUGACAGGGCUGGACUUGUCAGAUUUCCCUGCAUUAGCUGAUAGAAGUCGAAGGGAUGGAAAUUCAAAUCCAACUCCAUUGCUCAACCCGCUGGCCGGUCGAGCUCCCUAUGUUGGCAUGGUAACUAAACCAUCCAGUGAGCAAUCGCAGGACUUUUCUAUUCACAAUGAAGAUUUCCCUGCUCUCCCUGGUGCAAACUACCAAACAAAAGAUCCAACCAACACCAACGAAGACAGUAAAACGAAUCUAAACUUGUCAGGCAAGUCUGCAUCAAACUCAGAUGGUCCAAAGUUCCCAGGUGACAAAAGCUCUGUAGCAUCAAGUAACAACAAUCAGCAGAAGAAGGGAAUCCAGGUUCUUCCAGAUGGGCGAGUGACAAACAUCCCCGCUGGCAUGGUAACAGACCAGUUUGGGAUGAUUGGGUUGCUCACGUUUAUCCGGGCAGCAGAAACGGAUCCAGGAAUGGUCCACUUGGCAUUGGGCUCCGACUUGACGACACUCGGGCUCAACUUGAACUCACCUGAGAAUCUUUAUCCUAAGUUUGCAUCACCAUGGGCGUCUGCACCUUGUCGACCGCAAGAUAUAGACUUCCAUGUCCCCUCAGAGUAUUUAACCAACAUCCAUAUAAGGGACAAGUUAGCAGCUAUAAAACUGUCUCGGUAUGGUGAGGAUUUGCUUUUUUAUCUUUACUAUAUGAACGGAGGAGACUUGCUACAACUUCUGGCUGCUGUAGAACUGUUUAAUCGGGACUGGAGGUACCAUAAAGAGGAGCGGGUUUGGAUCACUCGAGCCCCGGGUAUGGAGCCCACGCUGAAGACCAAUGCCUACGAGAGAGGGACCUAUUACUUCUUUGACUGCCUCAACUGGAGAAAAGUGGCCAAGGAGUUUCAUUUGGAAUAUGACAAGUUGGAAGAGCGACCUCAUGUUCCCUCUACUUUCAACUACAAUCCAGCGCAGCAGGCCUUUUGA
This is a messenger RNA of Knipowitschia caucasica, 1590 nucleotides long. NCBI's taxonomy places the organism in Eukaryota, Metazoa, Chordata, Actinopteri, Gobiiformes, Gobiidae. The record is from the annotation of a GenBank genome assembly.